AUGAGCGAGGGGAAGGAAGAUGGGUGCUUCGGCGCUCACAUGGGGGGUGCGCAGAAUAGGAAUGAUAGCUCACAAACAGAACGUCACCCUCCUGAAAGUGCUCAGCAGCGCUUCCGGAACAAUCAAGUACCUGGACCAGUAGAGGUUGCCCGCAAGCUUCACGAAUUAUGCUAUUAGUGGCUGAUGCCAGCGACCAGCUUAAAAGAUGAGAUCCUGGAAUCUCCAGUGCCAGAGCAGUUCCUGAACAUUCUGCCCCAGGCAAUGAAGAACUGGGUGCAAAAGCAUCGUCCACAGCAUGUCAAACAGGCCAUGGCACUUGUUGGAUUCUUGCAGACACAGCCUGAUGCAGUGCCCAAUGAGGACUUGUUGACAUUUGAAGAUAGAGAAAUGCAGUUUUCUGAGGAGGAGUGGUGUUUACUGGAUCCUUCUCAGAAGACACUCUGCAGUGUCCCACACCUGAAUCUGAGACCUAUUUUGCAAGUAUCUGAAGAUGAGGUUGAUGAGCUGCACCAUCACCUUCUGGACCUUCUGGCCCAGGCUGCGGUACACCAUGGUGGAAGUCACAAAGACCACACGAGGUUAAAGCCAGAAAAUGACAUGGGAAAUGGUCAACCCAAAUCUGCCUCUACAUCAAAAAUAGAAGCAAGGCCAUCAUCAAACCUAUCAAAGACCAGGAAGCAAACUACCCAGAAAAAAACCAGCAGGAAAAACCAUUCAGAUACAACCAGGGUAUGGGGAGGUGGUCAGGCUCUUCCAGGGAGGGAAGACAUGGUAGGUUCAGUUAGUGACCCACAGCCUCAAAAACCUUACCAGUGUCAGGAGUGUGGGAGAGGCUUCAGAAUUCCUUCUGAGCUUGCUAGACACCAGAGAGUUCACACCAGAGAGAAGCCUUUUUCCUGUCAGCAGUGUAACCGUCCCUUCAGGUGGAGUGCAGAUCUUAAAAUACAUUGCCUGGCACACCAAGGAAUAAAGCUAUAUAAGUGCUCCUGGUGCCAGAAAAGCUUUGUUAAUAGCACAAACUUACAUGCACACGUAAGAAUCCAUACAGGACAGAAACCCUUUAAGUGUCUGGAAUGUGGGAAAGCUUUCACUCAGAAAUGUCACCUUGUUAACCACCAGAUAAUCCACACUGGUGAGCAGCCCUGUAGUCUGUGUGAGAGAACGUUUAACAGAAAGUCCAGCCUUGUCAGACACCAGAAGAUACAUUGUCGGGUAACGCAGCCAAAGCCGUCGGCUGGAAGUAAAUCAGAACAGUGAAGUGACAAACUGUAGCGAACAUUAGGAAUUUCCCAAUAAGAAUCUUUCAAAGAAAGAACAUCAGGGAGACUUAUGUUUUGAUUCACAGAAGGGAAUCUACACGGCUCCCCACUACCAGCACUUAGAUUUCAGUGUUUACCACAAA
Messenger RNA from Mesocricetus auratus (golden hamster), 1402 nucleotides. RefSeq names its product zinc finger protein 75D-like. Gene Ontology annotation, biological process: regulation of transcription by RNA polymerase II. Gene Ontology annotation, molecular function: DNA-binding transcription factor activity, RNA polymerase II-specific; RNA polymerase II cis-regulatory region sequence-specific DNA binding. The record is from RefSeq and is a predicted model, not a curated record. Lineage: Eukaryota; Metazoa; Chordata; Mammalia; Rodentia; Cricetidae. The transcript has 4 exons.